Molecule: messenger RNA, 7359 nt
Organism: Anarrhichthys ocellatus (wolf-eel)
Lineage: Eukaryota; Metazoa; Chordata; Actinopteri; Perciformes; Anarhichadidae
Gene: glis2b
Product: GLIS family zinc finger 2b
Exons: 7
Coding region: 4022-5479 (485 amino acids)
Biological process (GO): regulation of transcription by RNA polymerase II
Cellular component (GO): nucleus
Molecular function (GO): RNA polymerase II cis-regulatory region sequence-specific DNA binding; DNA-binding transcription factor activity, RNA polymerase II-specific
Source: RefSeq, a predicted model, not a curated record
CGCCUUUAUUUUGAAUGUCAGUCCUGUACAUUGCGUCUGUUGUCAUGCGUGUCCACGUUGGUCUGAGUGUGCUGCUACGAUAUGAAAAAAAUUGCACGAGUUCAAACAGGGUAGUGACCUAUUUUCAGAGACUCUCCAGCGGUGCGCCCAUAUACUGCAGCCUGGACUCCCAACACUGUCAUAUUUAAGGCCAGUCGCGGCGGACGUGCCUUUACCGGCGUCUGUGCCAUUUACGCACCGCGUCGCUACCUGUUUCAACAACCUUUCCCCCCGCAUGUCCGCGUCCUCUUUUAAUUAAACUCGCACCCCCCCCUCCGCAACCCUUAGACAUUUUUAGAGCAGUAUGACAAAUCCUGCCCUAUAUAGGGGCGUUCAUCACAGCUCAGCCAGCUGUUGUGCAAGAUGCAGGCUUGUACUGAGCUCCCUGAUGUUCUGUCACAACAUCUGAUAAAAGAGUUCAACGUCUACAGACUGCUGACAUUCACUUACAACAUGAUGGGAUGUUGGUAAAUACAACUGUGACCACCACAUGAGGUACACACCCAUAGAACAAAUGAUGUCAAUUUUCAGAUUUCCCACAUGAAAGACUAAAUAUGUUAUUCUUUCAUGUCACCAAGUUUUAUGUGAGGAAGUGUGCUUAGUUUUUUGAGUUUACCCUUGAUUAUAUAUAUGGCCCACCAUGAGCUAUUUAUGCCUAAUAACUUCUCACAAACUACGACUGGAACUGGUGAAAUCGUUGUCUUGCCAUAUUACCAUUUUUGUUUUGACCAAUUCUCCGUUAGUUGAGGCCAAUCAUGUAGCGCAGGGGGCGAGGAUGAGCACAGGCACACAUGCCUAGAUAAAGAGCUGUUUUCCUCCAAUUAAGCAAUUCCACUGUCCCUAAGCCUAAUUGUGUGCACACUGGGACUGGGUUUGGGAUGGACCUUCUCCCCAUUGGCUGCCUCCCAUGGGCCCAUUGUUCCAGAAGAUGCCAGGGGAAAGAGUUGAGCUCUGCCAAGGCAGACCUAACAAGCCCUGUGCUGGAGUGGAAUAAGGCCUGAUCAUUAAAAAGCAUAGGCCACAAUGCAGAUCGAGGCACACUCAGGGGGCUGCAGUUGCAUUUUGGAUCAGAGGAGGAUGGCUGUUUAUUUCCAAGGUGACUGUAUGAACAAUGUAGCGUGCGGGUGCAUGAGAGAAACCGUCACACAGAUAUCAUAUAAGGCUGGAAGAGGUCUGGCCUCGGGCCCACUGGACCUCUCUCAGAGUAUGUGGGGAAGAGGAGCGCGAAAGAGGCCGCACAGGCUUUGUGCAGAGGACAUUGACCCCCCCCCCCUUCCAGGCCCCUGCUAUUUAAUCCAUAACCCCCCUCUGAACUGUGAGCAAAGGUGCUCCGCACAUCCUCAGCCUGCACACCGCAUUGUUUAUCCAAUCAGCUGAUGAACAGUUUAGCCUCAGUUCAACCACAGAAUCCAUCUGACAGAAAGAGAGACGUCUAUCAGCGUCGGCACAUACCGUGAUACUUCUCUUUUCUUACACAGCUCUUGAGUCACUGCAGAGAAAAGGCUCUCAGCGCCGUCAUAUAGUCAGAUGUCCGCUGGGGUCCAGCUGUGCAUCCCUCUGGUGGCAUUCCACACUCUCAGGAUGUGUGUGUGUGUUUGUGUAGGCAGUCUUUUUUUUUUUUUUUCUGCUGUACAUUUUCUCAUCCUGACUGCAUGCUUGGCCAGAUGUACAUACUCUGGCAGCUGCUGGGUGCAACAGCUUGCACAGAGAUUUGGUCAGAGUUUGACACCGACUUGCUUCAUCUGCUGCAAUUAGUACACAAGAAGAUCUACCAUAAAGGCUUUCCACCACACCAGUGUCUGAAAUCAAAUCAUGGGUGUGGUGGUCACCACCUCCCCGAUUUUCCCGUGCUUUUAAGAUUUAACGCCCCACCACAACUGUCUGACAUCAUACCCCUGAAGUCCCAAGUUGUGUGAGGGUAAGGCAGCUGCUUUAUGGUGGAAAAGGUGGACCCUAAUGGCUUAUUCCUGCGUCACAGAACAACCACGAGGCUUGUGGUAGGGGACCAGUGGGAGCCCACAGUGCACUUAUACUUAAUGCCUUAAACCAGGCUAAUAAAGGUGCACUGCAUCUGAUGUAAAAAAGAAGCACAUUCAGUUGAUUCCUACAUUGCGAAUAUGGUACCACAAAGAAACUCUCAUCCGACAUCCACGACAGUAGGUUUUGUUUUUCGCACACAGUGUUGUCGGCCUGUUGUGGGGCCAAUAAAAUAUGUUUCCACUGGAGGGGAAAAAACUGUGAGGAGGAUGAGGACCGCUACCAGUAAUUGGGUGGAAUGUAAGCGGUACAAGCUACAGUGGGCGAGCCAGUGUGAGUGUUUGAAUUGAUAUCACAGUGGGGUUUCAUAGCUGCUGGGGAUUACGGUCGAGCUGAAAGGCAACUCAGCAGCAGGGGAGAGAGGAUUAUUGUGGUCAGUGAAAGAGGCAGCAUGGAGCGAAAUCAAGGCACCUGAUGCACACAUUUAUCUUCACAGGGAUCCCCAUGACGGAUAUGUCCUUUACACUUGUAGACAAGACCUCUGAAGUACUCUUGAUCCCAAUCAGACAAUUUGUCAUUCCUCCACGUGCCUGAUGAAAUAUGACUAACGUUAGGUUAUGUCAUUUUGAAUGGAUUUGCACAUCCCAACUCUUGACCUUUGAUUGGGCGGUAGAUGGACGCAGGACAGGACAUGUCCCUUCAGUGAUAUGAGCUAGAGAGAGGACAUGGUGCAUGAUACAGUAUCCGUGGUCAGGUCCCUGGUGGUGGUAAGGAGCCCCACACUUUGUUAAUCAUUUAAAGUGUUUGGCAAAUUCUUUGUUAUUUUGCAGCUUAUAAACCAGGGAAAUUCCAAUGAGCCACAAGACUGAAGUCAUCAGUGUAAUUGAAUUGAAAUCUAAGUUGAAACAGAGCUGAUUCAUUGGCUGAACUAGAGUUCAACUUGAAAAUGACAGCGAAUGACUCUCUCAGCUCUCGUAUUAUUACAGUUCAGCUCUGUGCAUUGUUUCCGAUAGAAUCUCUCGUCACUAAUCAUCGCCAUGUGUGCAGGUGACACACGCAUACUUCGGAGUGCUACAGUGUGAUGUGUCUAUGUGGGGUGACGGCCAGACUCCUGGGCCCAUACAGUAAGAACAGGCGGAGCGGAUAUAGAGCUUGACUCACACUAACUUGCAAACUGAAGGAGACCAGUGCAUACCUCUUUGCUCCCUGGUUGGCCGGGCUCACGAAGCAUGCAUUUUUCUCCAGUUAAACUGUAACCACUAAUCACCCACGGCCUCACUGUUUCCUCCCGGAGCAGACCAUUCCUGGGUCCCCAGGGUGGGUUAAAAUGCUCCCUCUGGGAAUAUAUGGUCUACCCUUUUUUUUUAAAUCACCUGUGUGGGACAUCCCAAACCAGCACAGGACUCUUGCUCUUUCUGUGAGGAUCUGCCACAGUGAAGUUUAGGGUCAGUUCCUCUGUUGCAAGUCUGCAGGCCUGCAUUUCCAAAAUAAACACAGACAACUCAGUGCCUCACUCCAGCUACCCCACCCUACCCCUUCUCAUUCUCUUUAAUGCUCCUUCUGCGCUCCCUGCUCAGUGCUUAUAUCGUGAGAGAAUUUCAGCUCGCAGAGUCCUUCGGACAAUACGCAGACCAUGUCUGGGGCCGGGUUCACUUGAUGAGGAAAAGUUAAAGCCAAUAUUUGAAAGAAUAACAGCAACGUAAAGGAGCUGUCAGAGAAAGGGUGGAGGGAUUAGAGGAAAGUCCAUUUUGGGUUUUCCACCAACAUACUUUAACAUUUAACUUAUAGAUGAUAGUCAACUUGGAUUCUAGCUGGAUGUUUUGGAUAUCUGGGAGCUUCAAGAAGCUGUGAGUUGUGCAGUAAUAUGCAAACAGCCAUGUAGUUUAAGUAGAGACACAGCUGGUUUGUGUUAUUAUUUACUUGCUUGGCCAACAACCUGGAUUCUCCACUUUACCAUCAAUAGCACGACAGCAGUUCAGAGGUGGGAGGUCAGCGGUUUGUGGUCAUGCUGUCCCUGGACGAGCCCCUGGACCUGAAGCUCCCUCGGCGGCCGAAUGGGUGGGACAGAGGGGCGCGCUCUCCCCCCAUCUCCCCGCUGCACCCCAAGCGAGCUCGCCAGCUCCGCAUGGCGGACGAUGGCACCGCAGUCAUAGAGCCCGCCUCGCCGGCAUCUCCACACACAGGUGUGCAGGUGGUCCCCCAUGAUCGGGCAGACACCCCCACACCCCCUGCGGUGGACCUGAGCAUGUCUCCCUCCUCUCGCCACACCACCAGCUCUCCAGAAAUGACCAACGGCAACUACAUCCCCUCAGGAAAUUCUCACAUCUCACAGGCCUUUCAGUUUUUCGUGCCAAUCGGAGCUGGGGCGGGACUUCACCUGCCAUCCUCCAUGUUCAUUGGACAGACUAGCGACAGAAGAGCCUCUCCUGACCUAUCGGCGGAUGAACAGCUGGCCUGCCACUGGAAGAAGUGCCACCUGCUCUUUGACUCCCUGCAAGACCUGGUGGACCAUGUCAAUGACUUCCAUGUCAAGCCUGAGAAGAAUUCUGGGUACUGCUGCCACUGGGAGGGCUGUGCUCGCAAAGGGAGGGGUUUCAAUGCUAGGUACAAGAUGCUCAUCCACAUCCGCACUCAUACUAACGAGAAGCCCCAUCGCUGUCCCACCUGCAACAAGAGCUUCUCACGCCUGGAGAACCUCAAGAUACACAACCGGUCACACACAGGUGAAAAGCCCUACAUUUGUCCUUACGAGGGUUGCAACAAGCGCUACUCAAACUCCAGCGACCGCUUCAAGCACACUCGCACGCACUAUGUGGACAAGCCUUACUACUGCAAGAUGGUGGGCUGCCUGAAGCGCUACACAGACCCAAGCUCUCUCCGCAAGCACAUCAAGGCCCACGGCCACUUUGUGACUCAGGAGCAGGGCUCCUCGGGUGGGGUGGGCUCGCUGCUGAGGGGGAGUCAAAGUGGAGUGCUUGCUGGCGGAAGGGGCAAGGAUUCAGAGCUGUCCUAUGUGAGUGCGGCCCACAUUAUCAUCCCAGGGGCAGCGGCUGCUUUCCUUGGAGGCCACGCUCUGCAGGGUCUGGGUGGUGCCCUUCCCAUGUCCGCCCUCAGUCCUCGGCCGCUGGAUCUCAGCGCGCUCGGUUGCCCCGGCUCACCUCCAGGCAGCCUGGGAGGCGCGUCCAUCCUGUCCUUCAACGGCUCCGCGCUGGGCCUGGCCAAAUCCCCUCUGCUCUCCCCAGGCUUCCCCUCCUCGGCCCUGGGCCUGUCGAUGAUGCCCAUGCUGGGGGCCUCGUCUGAGCGCAGGUCCCACAGCCAACAGGCCAAGAGGAGACGGGAGGAGGAGGCAGAGAACGAGGUGACCGGGGGGGUCUUGAACCUCUCCACGGGCUCCCAUGAUCCCUUGUCCUGGGUGGUCAUCCCCCCAGGCACCGUGGUGCUCAAGCCAGCUGUGGUCAACUGAUACACACAUUACAUGCAUACACACACACACACACACACACACACACACAUUCCAGAAGAGCUCAGGGGGUCGGGAUGGGAGGGUGAACGCCAUAGUGGGGGAACACACGGUCAAGGGUGACAGGGACUGGCUCGCACAAUCAAACCCAGGCAACGCAUUUCAGAGAAACGGAGAAAAACUAUAGAAACUCAUCAAACCCUCAAUCAGCAAAACAAUAGAUAGCACUACACCUACACAACGCAAGCCUCUUGUAUUGAUGGGAAACUCUAACUUGGGGCCCAAGAACUCUGUUCAGGACCAUAUACGGCUCCGUAUUUCUAUCACAAGGCCCGACAAUGGGCUCCUCUUUGCUCUCUUAUUUUGUAUUUUAUUCUUUAUUCAUUCCUGUUUCCUUGAUGUGACAGUCUUAGUGCUCUGUGUUCUUACAAAAGUCCCGAUACAUUGAUAAGUAUUUAUAUAACUGUGCCGCAUAGACAGUGUGCCUCCGGCGUAGCAGUGAGAUAGAUGUACCGUGUAACUGAAUGACGCACUCACAGUUAGGCAAACUUGCACGUAAUAGGACGAUUCUCCACAGUUGAUUUUGAAGUUAUGACCUAUUUUUCACAGGCGGCUGUGAUUAAUAUGAUUCAGACAGGCUUGCCAAACCAAAGCAAGUGAACUCAAACGGUCUUGGGUUUGCAGUUUCAGCUCCGAGACAGUUCAAUUAAACACAGCACUUAAUAGUGUCAGCUGGUUAUCGUACUGAAACCUCCAAACUGCUGCUAACCUCUCAGCUCCCUCGGUGUAACAUGAACUGGGAGAGAGCACUUUUGACAAUCUGUCCCCAGUUUGGGGAGGGUGACCAAGAUGGACCAGCCUAGUCCACCAGAAUGUGUGCAGACUAGGGGCUUUUUAGGGCACAGAGUGAACUGGUGGCUUAACACAGACAGACGGUGUUGCAUCACCUGAUAAUGACCAAUCAUCACUUACUUUCUUUUACACAAGUGAUAAGUAAACCCCCAGUGUGUCUGGCUCCCCCCUCUGGCAGGACUCGAUACACAGCGUCUCCGCUCUCCAUUUACAGAACUCGCACUGUUUCCACUUCUGGAUUGUCCAGCUGCUUUCCUGAAAUUGAAUCAACACGGCCAGUUUGUGUAUGAAAAGGCCACUGUGGCGAUAAACACUAGUGUCUUGUUUUUAAAAAAAAAAGCGAACCGACCUGAAACCAGCUGUGAAAAACAGGUGGUCGUCCAGCCGAAGCCCAAACUUAGCCUGGUCGGUUGAAGUUUUGUCCCAAGUUCAACAAGUCCCAUGCUGUGCCAAAAAUACCUGGAGAGCUGGAAAGAGGGAACGCAUGUAUUGUGCCACAGAGGGGGUUGUGAAGCACUCAAUGCCACAUACACAGCUGGACUGACGAGAAAGCCACACUAUUGCAAACUGCCUCAUUUUACGCUGUCCAAAGGGGCAAAAGAAAAAAAAAAAAAAAAAGACUCAUUUGACGUCUGGGAAAACGUUUCUCACGGUUCGAUUAAGCCGUCUACACGCACUUACCACAUAUAUUCCUUACAUGUUUUACAAAAUGUUACUGCCAACUGCAAAAAUAGAUUGCUCUUUUUUCUGCAAGGGUCUAUUUUGCUGUGGAGUCACUGCAGGCCUGCUCAGUGCUAAUGCAUGCACGAUGUUGACCCAGCGGAGAGGUACAGGGAGCAGGAGAGGAUCGUCACAACACCGGGAACAUUCCCUCAAGAGACUGUCACAAACUACCCUCCUCUUACUUCACUCCUCCAUCUCUGCUUAUGUCGGUGGUCUCACUUUUCCAUCGCCCAGUCUUACAAAUAAUCAGUUGUUGCGGUUUUUUUUUAUUUUUAUUGUUGUCAUUAUGUUUAUGUUUUUGCUGUUCA